CACCUUCUUCAGCCAAACCCCUCUUCCUUCUUUACUUCACAUUUCAAUCUUCUGCUCCUCUCCUUGUUUUUGACAAUUUUAGGAGGGGUUUGCUUUAUAGCAAAAGGCCAUGGCUAAACUUGCUGCUGCAUUCCUCUUGGCCCUCAUUGCCAUCUCCAUGCUUCAAACCAUGGUCAUGGCAUCACAUGGACAUGGAGGCCACCACUACGAUCAAAAACAUUACGGCCCUGGAAGCCUCCAGAGCUCCCAAUGCCCAACACAGUGCUCGAGGAGGUGCGGCAAGACCCAGUACCAUAAGCCAUGCAUGUUCUUCUGUCAGAAGUGCUGCAGGAAAUGCCUGUGUGUGCCCCCAGGGUAUUAUGGGAACAAAGCUGUGUGCCCUUGCUACAACAACUGGAAGACCAAGGAGGGAGGACCCAAGUGCCCUUGAAGAAUCUUCUCCCAUUUUCCACCCUUUAUGCCUAUUUCCUACUUAAUCAAGUUCCUUAAUCAUAAUUAAGCACUCGGUUGCACUACUGCUAACUAUAUAUUUAUGUUUUGUGCUUUUGGAAAUGUGCUCGAUUUUGUACCACUUUGUCACUCCAUGAGGGUACCCACCCUCUAAAUGAGAGUGGCUAAUCUUUGUUCUAUUUAUGAAUGAAGGGGUAAUUCAACAAA
Messenger RNA from Theobroma umbraticum, 657 nucleotides. It is a transcript of the gene GASA4, whose product is annotated as GAST1 protein homolog 4. NCBI's taxonomy places the organism in Eukaryota, Viridiplantae, Streptophyta, Magnoliopsida, Malvales, Malvaceae. The record is from RefSeq and is a predicted model, not a curated record.